Lottia gigantea (owl limpet) is the source of this 4498-nucleotide messenger RNA. RefSeq lists its product as hypothetical. Lineage: Eukaryota; Metazoa; Mollusca; Gastropoda; Lottiidae. The record is from RefSeq and is a predicted model, not a curated record. Gene Ontology annotation, molecular function: calcium-dependent cysteine-type endopeptidase activity. The transcript has 14 exons. Gene Ontology annotation, cellular component: cytoplasm. Gene Ontology annotation, biological process: proteolysis. The coding region runs from base 77 to 1978 and encodes 633 amino acids.
AUAAACAAGAAUAGCAGAAACCAACGCUUCUUUUAGGAUUUUAACGCACAAACGAGUUUAGACAUAAAAGACCAAAAUGUUGAAGCAUAUUUUUGGAAAGGUGACGAAAUACAAGAACCAGGAUUAUGACACCUUAAAAAAAGAAAGUAAAGAAAAACAGACCUUGUUUAUUGAUAAUGAAUUCCCUCCUGAUGAUAGAUCCCUGUUUUAUACCCCCAAUAAAAUACCUGGGGUAGUGUGGAAACGCCCAAAGCAAAUCUGUGAGAAUCCAAAGUUAUUUGUAGAGGGAGCUAGCUCUGGUGAUGUGUCACAAGGUCGUCUUGGUAACUGUUGGUUUGUGGCUGCUAGCUCUUGUUUGGCUCAAGAGAAAGAAAUCUGGCACAAGGUGAUUCCUGAUUCCAAAGAACAAGAAUGGGAUGACCAGAAACCAGAAGAAUAUCAAGGAAUUUUUAAAUUUCAAUUCUGGAGAUUUGGAGAAUGGACGGAGAUUGUGAUCGAUGAUUUCUUGCCGACCGUCAAUGACGAAUUAAUUUUUAUACAUUCUCAGAGUAAGAAUGAAUUCUGGAGUGCCUUGUUAGAGAAAGCAUAUGCCAAGUUAUUUGGUUGUUAUGAAGUAUUGGAUGGUGGAGAGUUAGCUGAAGCCUUAGAAGAUUUUACUGGUGGAGUGUCAGACACUAUCGAUAUGAUCAAAGCCAACGUAGCCACACAUGCUGAAGAGAGAGUAGCGCUAUUUGCCAGAAUGCAGAAAGACAUGGACAGACGAUCUUUAAUGGCUGCCUCUAUUCCAGCUACGUCUCAAGAUGAAAUGGAAGCCUCCACAUCCUCAGGGUUGGUCAAAGGUCACGCCUAUGGUAUCACAGCCGUUAAAAAUGUCCACCUAGAAGGGUCUGGGUUGUUUGGUUUGUUUAAUCGAGAUAAACUGCCGAUGGUCAGGCUCCGAAAUCCCUGGGGGCAGGGAGAAUGGAAAGGUGCCUUCAGUGAUGGUUCUGAAGAAUGGAAUAAGAUCAGCAAGUCUGACCGAGAAAAAGUUGGUUUGGUCAAUGAGGACGAUGGCGAAUUCUGGAUGACCAUGGAAGAUUUUUGUGCAAAUUUUCACAACGUGGCCAUUUGUAGAGUUGUUAACACCAGUUAUCUGUCCUUGAAUAAAACAUGGGUGGAAGGACUUCAUCAUGGGGCGUGGAAAAAACCCAACAGAGCUGGUGGCUGUGCCAAUAACAGAGACUCGUUUUUGAAUAACCCCAUGUAUAUAUUUGAGGUGACAGAGAAUCAAGAUGACUUCAUGAUCCAACUGAUGCAGAAGUCUCAGGGGUUGACAAUUGGAAAUAGAAAAAUAGUUGAACUCAAUCGUAAAUACAGAAUCCAUAACCUGGGUUUACACGAGAAAGUCACGUCUACAGUAUUCCGCGACUCUAGAUCCAUGUUUUUACGGCAGACGGUCGAAAAGGGUCGUUAUGUCAUCAUACCCAGUACCUUUGAACCUAACGUUGAGGUUGAAUUUUUGAUCAGAGUCUACACAGAUACACCCAAUAAAUUCAAAGAGCUGGUACACGACCGUCCUCAGAAGAAAUGGUACAGCUGCUUAAGCAAGUCACCAAGCUUGGUCACUCAUAUUAAAGUUGUCCGAGCUCAUGGCUUAGAGAAACAAGAUCUACAAGGUGCUGACCCCUAUUGUGUGAUAUCGUGUGAGGGUAAAAUCGUCACGACAACUGCUGCUAAAAAUACAACGGAUCCACAGUGGAACCAAUCUGCUGUCUUCUAUAGAAAAAAUCCUCUUAAAAAACCUCUUAAAGUUCAGAUCUGGAAUGCCAACAUGGUUCGAGAUACCUACAUGGGCAAACAUAUUUUUACAGCCACGGAUGAAAUGAAUGGCGUACAGAAAGAAGUUACAUUAGUUGGAAGAAAGAAGGAGCAGAAUGCUCCACGAGAGGGAAAACUUAUCGUCCAAAUUACACAGAGUCGAACCCUGACAACUGUUUAGAUUUUUAUCCGUUGUAAUAUAUUACUUUUAUAAGUAAUUGUAAAAAUACUGCUUUUCUUUUAAAAGUAAUUGGAAUGAUAAUGAUUUUCUUUGAAAAGUAAUUGGAAUCCUGUUUUUCUUUGAUAAGCAAUAGGAAAGUUACUGCUUCGGAAAGGUUAUGUUUGAUUAUGAAUUUCUUUGAUACUUUGUAUACCUUGGACUAAUUUAGACUAUUUCACAAGCAGUCAUACUUCUUAAAUUACUUUUCUCUUAAAGUAACGGAAGAAAAGCAAUUACCUGUCUAAGCAAUUACUUUUCUGGACAAUUACUUUGAACAGACAGUAAUUGUUUAGAAUCAUUACUUGCUUUUCAAACACAUUCAUCAAUUACUUUUUAAAGGGUCUUCUUACAUUUUAAAUGACACAACCAAUUACUUUCAGCAAGAAUUACUUUGCCAUUACUUUUAAAAGUACUGGUAAUUGCAUGAAUCACUUUUCUAAGCAUUACUUUCAAGGUAAUUACUUAGAAAGCGUGAUAUUUUGUUAAUUUUUAUCAUUUAUUAUAAAUCUUGUCUACUUUGCUCACUAUGUACAUGUUUUUAUAUAUUCUUCAUAUACUACUAGUUUGAAACUUGCUGACUCUUCAGUGUCUUAUUUUACAGGGGUUGGAAUGGUUCCCCUACUUGCAAUUUUUUGUUAUUUUACAUAGUGAAAGAAUUGCCUGUGGCCUCCCUGAAGAAUUCUGUGGCCUCUGUGGACCUGCGACUCCUAUUCAAUGACUGUUAAAAUAUCUAUCACAGGCUGGUAAGAGUCACCAAGUUUCGAGCUAGCAUGCUCUAUACUGCUGCAUAAUAUAACUAUAUAUCUUUUUAAUUUAUUAGCCUUUCUGCAAGAAGGGCGGACAUAUUGGCCUUCUUAUGAAUUUACUUGAAAUUCUUUUCCAAAAGUUUUAUGUUCUAAGAAUUAUUGCAAAAAUGGGUUUGGAUUUUUGAGGAUUGAGAUUAUUUUAACAAACCCUGUGGUAGAUUUUUUUUUAGUUUCAAAGUAUUACUGAUAUAGAUUUGUUGAUUUAUUUGUAUUUGCCAGUCAUGUCUGAUUGUAUUUCCAAAAUGACUGGCUGUGAUUUUAAUCUUUAGGACAUUUUCUUUGCAAAUGUUAAAAAUUCUGCAUCUUUUAUGGACCUUUGAUAACAAUUCUCUAUGUAAAUUGGUACAAGAUGUUAAUUUACAUGCUAAAAUGACUGGUUGAGUAUUUUUAAAAUCAUUAACCCUGAUUAUCUGAUUAUCUCCCCUGAAAUAUGUCUAUCAUUUUUUUGGACCACCCAUAUUUUUUAUUACAAUCGAUUUGUGCAUUUUUAAAGAUUUCUCUUUUUUAUUUUUUGUAAAUUUUUGUCUAUAUAUUUUCAUGAAAAGAGUAAACCACAUUUUCAUGAUCCAUUGUAAUUAUUAUUUUCUUCAUUUUUUUGAUAAUUAUCUGCUUUUUUAGCGCUUUUUAGCUUUUUUAUGUAUGCUUUUAUAUCUUAAUUGUUGAAAUAAUGUUCUUGCCUUUCCCAAAAGGUGAUUUUACUGUAAGGCCAAAUUCUGAAAAUGACUAUAGUUUUGGAAUUUUGGACAAUGUUUUAAAGUUGAAUUCUUUUUUGCAAAGAGCUCUUUCCUUGCUGAUUUGCAAUUGCUCUGUUUGGCAAGCUUUGAGCAAGUUUUAAAUUUGUCAAAAAUCUGUAAUUCUGAAAUUUGGAAAUCCUGAUCUCUGAUGCUUGGUGAAUUCAGGAUUUUAGUAAUUUCCAAUUCUGUAUUUUUUGGUCAAAUUCUAAGCCUUACAUUGUAAUUUUACUGGAAAGCAUAUAAUUUCUUCAAAUAUGUUGGUAAUCUGUCUAUGAUUUUCAAGGAAUUGGCCACGGUCUGAUUUGCCAAAAUGGAAUUUAUUUUGGAGGGUAAAACUGAAACUGAUAAUGUAGUAUAGGUAGUGCAAUAGAUUUUAGUUGUGAAAGGAUUCUUAAUCUUAUGAAAGUUUUAAAGGGAUUGUAAAAACUUUGUAUAUGUUUCAGGGACACUGAUAGCAUCGAUUUACACCAUUCUAAUUUUCACUCAGACAUCUGUGGUACUUGCAAUUUCACUAAAACUAAGAACCAACCAUUUUUGGAUGCCACCAUCACAAAAGCUGUAUAAUUAUAACGUUUUUGAUGAGGUUUAAUAGGGUUUAUUUAGUAUUUCUAUAAUUACAGGAACCACAGACAUCUGACUAAAAAUUUAUAUGAUGCCCCAAUACACAUAAAAAUAAUAUGUAUUAGCAAACUCACCGAAGCCCCUACCCACAGGAUUUAAGGCAUUAAAUAUGCCCCUUUUAAAAUCUAAACUCUUUUUUUUAAAGUUAUCUGUUUCUGCACAUAAUUCUUUCAUAGAUUAAGGACCCUAUUUUUGUUUGUAGAAAUGUAGAUAGAUAUUAUUUUUUGUGAUUUUUAAGGGUACUGACUGAACAGAAGUUGCUGAACUAUAUUUUCCAUUUUAGAAUCUCACUUUUUGUAGAAAAUAAAAUAAUAAUCUUA